Messenger RNA from Symbiodinium necroappetens, 3510 nucleotides. NCBI's taxonomy places the organism in Eukaryota, Dinophyceae, Suessiales, Symbiodiniaceae. The record is from the annotation of a GenBank genome assembly.
AUGGAACGUGCUGACCUUGAUCGAAGCGACCACAGCAGGGCAAGCAGCGUGUCUGGAAGGUCUGCGCAUUCUGCCCGAAGCUGGAACUCCCUAUCGCCGGAAGAGCAAGAGCUGGCUAGUGGCCUGCAGUCAAGGAGGUUCCUCCUAGAGUCGCGUGCGAACUCUUAUGGCGCAGGAAGCGACAGCAGCAGCGGCAAGUCACAGCCUCGUGACAGGCUGCAAGAUGCAGAGGCAGCAGAGAGAGAUAUCGCGUCUCGGCAGACUCAGGCACCUGCACAAGCACUGCCCCCUUCUGGCAUCUUUUCCCCUGCUGCUGCACCAUCUACGGCAGACUCCGGAAGGUCCGGAAAAGACAGAUGCUCAAAGGCACGUAGUGGCUCUCCCGGAAGCAGUGGGAAAAGACAGCCUGAGGAAAGCCUGAUCCGAAGCCUCACGAAUAGCUCAAACUCCUUCCAGUCGGAUGACAGCCAACAGGUCAAGGAUCUGCAAGCGAAGAAUCAAGCGCUGGAAGCGGCGUUGCAGUCACGGGAUGCUCAGGCAACGCAGAUGAUAGCGGACUGCACGGAUAUCGACAACCGGAAUCAAGAGCGGAUGACGGAGAUCGAAUCGGAGCUUGCAGAUGCAGUCAAGGCUAGGAAGCAAGCGGAAGACGAGCGUGAUGCCGUGGAAGUGAAGGCUGCGGGCGACAAGGCCAAGAGUGCGUCCUCUCUAGCUGCCUCGAACGAAGACCGGCUGAAGCUUGAAGACAGGGACCGGAAGGCUGAGGCAAGAGCCGCGGAGGCUCAAGUCGAACUCGAUGCAGCUCGAUGGGAUCUCCGCCAGUCAAAGCAGCGGGAAGCCGCACAGAUCCAGCAUCAGGAAAAGGCCAAGGAGCUCAGCGACAAUCGGGUUGAGGAGUUAGAGGGCUUGCUGAACAGUGCAAAUCGCCAGCUCGUGCUGCUAAGGCGUGACACCUCAAGCCUCGGAAACACAGCAACCGACCGUGAGACGAGUCUCCAAGAGCAGGUUGAUGAGCUCAUCGAGGAGAGGACCCAGAAUCGGAAGGACAUGAGCGAAGCUCGCUUGGAACUUCUCGGACUAAAGAAAAAGCAAGCGAUGCAAGCCAUUGACCAAGCAAAGUCUCCUUCAGAGUUGCGUCAGGCACAUCAGGCAGCAGGAGGGGGAGGAGGAGGAAGGUCGCGAGGCAGGGGGCGAGGAAAGGGAGCAAGCAAGGGUAUGCUGGAGAUUAUAGAGGAGGAGCAGGAAGAGGAAGACGGCUCUGUUGGGCUGCCAACACGUGCGGCAGAGUCCCUGGCGAGCGAGUGCAGCAGCGACUGUGGAGAUCUGGACGACCUCACGAAUCCGGAUCAAUCUGCGCAGAACGAUCUCUUGAACAAGCUCUUGUCCGAAUUGACAGUCGAGCGGAAGGCGAAGCAGGACCUGCGUGAUGACCAUGCUGGUCAGCGGGCAGAGCAAAUGGAAGAGAUAGCUCAGCUACAGAGGCAGCUCGCAGAAGCGGGACUUGUGCAGGCAGCAGCUUCAGCGGAGAAUAUCCGCUUGCGGGACCUUGGCAAUCAGGACAGGAUCAAGCAGCUGAAUCAGGUGGAUGGCUUGAACGUCAAAGUGAGAGAGCUCGAGGAGACGUUAUUCGUAGAGAUGAAGAAGCAGACCGACAAAGAGGAGCGCCAGGAAAUGACGAACUUCGAGUUGCAGGAGAAAGUUCAGCUUCAAGCCGAGUCCCUACGGAUCUCCAACCUGCGCUUGCAAGAUGCAUUGCAGCAGCGUCAGACAGAGGCCAUACGCCAGUUACAGGAAGUCAACUCCUUAAAGCUUCAGCUGGCGAUGGAGUGCAAGCGAAACGGCCGCAGUUCAGAUGACGCAUGGACUGCUGAUGCAAAAGAUGGUGACCCAGAGCUGGCUCUGUGCCAGCGCGUGAAGGAGCUUGAGGAGGAGCGAAACCUUCUGCUGAGCAAGCUCGAGGUUCAGGAGGUCCAGCACCAAGUGCAGCUGGAAGACGCAUACCGUGAUCACGAGCAGCGACUGAAGUUUGAAGAACAGAUCGCAGAGAUUCGCUCCAGAUAUGAACAGCUGCUCAGGCAGAUGCCCGCACAAGGUCAGGAGGAUCAGAUUAACCUGCCAGACAAUGUGGACUUGUCUAGUAGCGCGGCCAGCUUGGUUGCAGACGAGGCAACGAGGGACAGUGAUCGACCCGGAAACUCAGCACAGAGUGCCAUUGGCGCGUCUAGCGACGUCAGCACCCCUGCAUCGCAGAGCACGGGUGGUACACUUGGCACUACUGUCUCAGAGCAUCUUCGCAGCAUGAUCUGGGCAGUGCUGGGCUUGAUGCCUAACGCAGUGGCGGCGCAGUGCACCUUCGAGGACCUGAUCAUCGAGAAAGUCUUCGGGGCAGCUUUCUACGACCCGAGAGAGGAACGGAUCUGGCGCGUGUCCGACAACCAAAGUGCAAACGUCUCCUCCUCCUCCUCCUCCUUCAGGGUCCGGGCUCAGCACCUCACCAACUUGAUCAAGGUGGCAAAGCAGUGUGGAGUUGGUGAGGAUUUUGGCUCCAUCGACGUCUUGGAGGUGCGCUGCACCACCGCGCCGCCCCCGAUGCCACAGCCGGAGCCUUUUGCCUCGAGCUGCUGGCGGGGGUGUUGCCAGAGGUGGAAGGAAUUCAACAGCACGACUUUGGACCGCAUGUCCACACUGGAGAUCCACUCCGUGAUCGUGGCAAACAGCUACCUUAGCUUCAACCACCUGGCGUGCAUCACCAUUGCCUCCGGAAUGGCGGCAAUCGGCUUGAUCACAGAUAGUAGCGUUUUCGUUCUGGCGGCCUUCUUCGUGUCGCCCUUAAUGCAGAUGGUCCUCGCAACGGUGUGGGGCCUCACCGUGCAAGACCUGGCUCUGGCCUGGCGCGGCGUUCGGAACAUGUUCAUUGGCGCCAUGAUCUGCCUAGCCUUGGGUGCGAUUUUCGGGCUGAUACUCGGGGUCUCUUGCAGGGAGAAAGACCUGAUAUCGCCCAUCGGAGAUUUCCGAGGCUCCACUUCGUUCAUCUCCAUCAACACUCUUCAGAUUACAUCACGGGGCCCCCCCGCAGGCAACGUGCUCAUGUCUGCCAUCGUAGCUGCCCUUUCCGGAAUGGCGGUGGCAUUAGGUCAGGGCAGUGGGAUUUCCAGUGCGCUGAUCGGCGUUUGCAUCUCCACCUCCCUGCUGCCUCCCCUGGUGAAUGCUGGGAUGAUGUGGACUUUGCAGACGAGUUUCCCCAAGCUCCAUAACAAAGGAGGCUACUUCCUCAGCGAGAUCGGCGAGUUCUCGGUGUAUCUUUACUUGUCCAACAUUGCUUGCAUCGUAGCCUUCUCUUGGGCUGCAUUUAAGUUUAAGCACAUCGGCGGCCGCACCUUGCGGCCCAUGGCCCGCGCAGCAGACCUGCAAGAGGAGGCAGAUCCAGCCCAGAUUGCACCGCGGGUGCUGCGCACUUUCAGCCGCGACAUGAGCGCAAGGGGCGCUGGUAGCCAGACGCAGCUGCUGUGA